AAGUCUGGGAGUCAAAAGAUGUAUUCAUUGUUCUUGGUGAUCCUGUGUUCUGGUCUGUGCUUUGCCAGUGAUGAUUAUAACAUUGAAAGACUGAUGGAUAAUGUUGUGGUCCUGAGGGUGCCUUAUGUUUAUGGUAACACAAUGGAAGUCCAUCUGUCCUGUGGAGAAGUUUAUCAGAACCAGCCUGUGCUUUGGAAGAAAGAUGGUGCGGAGCUUUCACCAGCUCUGCAGGGAAACCAUAUCACAGUACUGGUCAAAGAGAUGAAUGGGGGAAAUUACACUUGUCACUCCAGUCCAAAUGGAGAAUACCUCAACCACACCGUGAUUCUGGUCCAGCUAGAUCCAGAUAACAGGACCGUCAUACUGGAGGAAAAAUCCCCUGAAGAAGGUCACAUCCACUGCACGGCACCAAACUACAAAGGUUCCUUUCACUGCACCUGGAAAAAAACGCAGCACAGAUCCCACGCCGCUGUGCUCCUGGUCAAAGCAAACCGUGACAUGGAUGAAAUUUCCUGUGAGCCAGAGGCUGACGGGUCUGGAGUUCACUGUCAAGAUGCUAACUGCCCGUAUAAAGAAGAAAAGCAUCGCAUUUCUCUGACAGUUUAUAUACACAGCUACUCCCGUCUGGAGGCUUACACCAAGUCCUUCUACCUGAGAGAGAUUGGUACGUCGUUUCAAUUUAAAGUUACAGUUUAA
Molecule: messenger RNA, 696 nt
Organism: Nematolebias whitei (Rio pearlfish)
Lineage: Eukaryota; Metazoa; Chordata; Actinopteri; Cyprinodontiformes; Rivulidae
Product: interleukin-12 subunit beta-like
Exons: 6
Coding region: 19-696 (225 amino acids)
Molecular function (GO): protein binding
Source: RefSeq, a predicted model, not a curated record